Drosophila bipectinata is the source of this 588-nucleotide messenger RNA. Its product is annotated as Golgi-associated plant pathogenesis-related protein 1. Lineage: Eukaryota; Metazoa; Arthropoda; Insecta; Diptera; Drosophilidae. Gene Ontology annotation, cellular component: extracellular region. The record is from RefSeq and is a predicted model, not a curated record.
AAGGAAAAUCACAGAAUGAGUGUUCAAAAAUUUGAAAAAGAAGUGCUUGAUGCUCACAAUAAAUAUCGUGCCAUGCACGGUGCCCAGCCUUUAAGACUGAGCCCAAAACUAAAUCAAUUGGCCACCGAAUGGGCUAACUAUCUAUUGGCAAGAAAUUGCAUGCAACAUCGACCGAAUAGUGGCUAUGGCGAAAAUAUCUACAUGGCCUCUGGAGGAAAUCUGGAGGGGAGUGAUGCUGUUAGAUCCUGGUACGAGGAAAUCCAACAAUACAACUGGAACUAUCCUUCAUUCCAGAUGAACACUGGGCACUUUACCCAGGUGGUGUGGAAGGAUUCCACUGAACUGGGAGUUGGGUUUGCCAGAAGAGGAAAUACCAUAUUUGUGGUCUGCAACUAUAAUCCUCCUGGAAACUAUAACAAUAUGUUCCAACAGAAUGUUUCCCCUCGAAGUCGUUAAGCUGUUGCACUAUAAUAACAUUCCAAAGAAUAACAGGAAAUCGAAACCUAAAAACAAAACCAAACAUUCCCAUUAAAAAUAACAUUUUAUUAAUAUCUAUAUAACCAUCCACAAUAUGCAUAAUAAAAUUGU